AUAUAUGUAAGGUCCCACUAAGGUAUUCCAUCUUCUAAUCGUUAGAACACAGAUUUUGAGAUUCCCUAAUUCCACGGCACAAAUACUCCCCAGUCCCCGGUAUUCUUCUCUUCAAGUAGCCAAGCCAGCUCCAGAAUUGCAUUGCCGCAUCAAAUUCUUUCUUUGCCAAAACCCGAUAAGAAGGAGAUGCAGAUCUUUGUUAAGACGCUUACGGGGAAGACUAUCACCCUCGAGGUUGAGAGCUCUGAUACUAUCGAUAAUGUCAAGGCUAAGAUUCAGGAUAAGGAAGGAAUCCCUCCUGAUCAGCAGAGAUUGAUUUUUGCUGGCAAACAGCUUGAGGAUGGUCGAACUCUUGCAGAUUAUAACAUCCAAAAGGAGUCGACUCUUCACUUGGUUUUGAGGCUUAGGGGAGGAACUAUGAUCAAGGUCAAGACUCUCACUGGGAAAGAAAUUGAGAUUGAUAUUGAGCCAACUGAUACCAUUGACCGGAUUAAGGAACGUGUUGAAGAGAAAGAAGGAAUUCCACCUGUGCAGCAAAGGCUCAUCUAUGCUGGCAAGCAGCUUGGAGAUGACAAGACAGCUCGCGAGUACAAUAUUGAGGGUGGUUCUGUGCUUCAUCUCGUGCUUGCUCUGAGAGGUGGAAAUCUUUAGGUGGUUUUAAAUUUUAUAUUUUACAUUAUAUGGAUGACUCUGCAUAUGAUAUGCAGAAGACUGAAAAACGUUUUUAGAUAACUUCCUUGACAUGUUAUAGACAUGUUCUGUUUUGUUAGUAAUUUAUGACUCACAAAGGAAAUUGAAUAGUGUAAUCUUUGUUCUGCAAUAUAAAUUGUGCUUCUGUUUUGUUACUGGAAA
Messenger RNA from Theobroma cacao (cacao), 852 nucleotides. RefSeq names its product ubiquitin-NEDD8-like protein RUB2. Gene Ontology annotation, molecular function: protein binding. Lineage: Eukaryota; Viridiplantae; Streptophyta; Magnoliopsida; Malvales; Malvaceae. The record is from RefSeq and is a predicted model, not a curated record.